UGAAAGUAACCGACGCGUGAAGCCUCUCCGCCGCUUGUUUGUGUCGGUGCGUCGGUGUGUUUCCACCGGACGAAGGAUGGAUGGAGCCAAGCGUCCGCUGCCGGUGACCGUGGAGGGCGACUGGAAACCGGCUCAGACCAAAACCAUGAAGAACAAACUUCAUCUUUACUUCCAGAGCAAGAAGAAGUCCAGCGGGGGAGACUGCCGGGUGGAGGCGGAGGACGGAGCACCGAGAGCGGCCGUGUACUUCAGAGCAGAGGAGGUGAGAGAGAGAGUCCUCGCCAGAGAAAACCAUGAAAUCAUCCUGGACAAUCAACCUGUCAAGUUACGUCUGAGUUCUGCUUCAAGCCCAACGAACAGUGACGACGUCUCAGAGUCGUCGGCAGACUCAAAGACUCAGAAGUCAGAAGUUGAACCUGGAGAUGGAGCUUCGGCAGCAAACAAAGAGGAGUCGCAGUCCGUUCGGAGCGUCUCCGUGGUGUUGGACAACGUGUCGGACGGCAUGUCCAGAGAUCUGCUGUCCAUGCUGGUGGAGAACAUCUCGGGUUUGGACGACAGCUGCUUCAGUCUGGAGAUCAUCUGGGAGACCAACAGAGCCGUGAUCACCUUUAACCAACCUGCAGAUGUGGAAAAGUUCCUCACUGUGAGUCAGUCCAGCCAGAAGCUGCAGAAACGAGGACUGACGGCUCGUCCACUGGAGGCAGCAGAGAGCGUCCGAGUGGAGAGUAUUCCUCCGAAAGUGGUUAAAGACAUGUUGGAGCUGUACUUUGAGAAGAACUGGACUCUGCCGGAAAACAUCGUCAUGCUCCCGAAUGAACAGGCUGCCGUCGCAUCAUUCAAAAACCCCAAAGUUGUGGAAAGCAUUUGCACAAAACAAGACUAUGUGAUGCGGUCCAUCCCUGUCAAGGUGUAUCCAUACUACGAGUCCCUGGGCACGGCGCUGUACGGCAAAGAUCGACCAACGUGGAAGAUGCCCGAGCCCUUCACCGAGAGCGUUCACCACGUUGUCUGGAAAUUCCUCCUGAUGAAGAAACUGUUGAAAAGCCUCAACGAUCAGAUGAGUCCGUACUACUGCAGUGUGGACUUGGAAAACCCUGAGGUGAAACUCAGCCCUCUCCCGGGGUUCCUGAAGCAGAAAGGUCUGACCGCCCAGCAUGUAGAGAAGUGGAUGAGUACCGCCAAAGAGGCCUUCCGUCAGCAAAUGUCCGAGUACAGCGCCUUCGAAUGUACAGCGAACGCACGCGCAUGGAAAGCUGCAGAGAAGGAAGUCCGUUCGGUUGUCAAGGAAGACGCCGUCCUGGUGCCGGAUGCAUCCAAGGGGAUUUUGACCGUUGCUGGCCGAGCUGACGAUCUUAAACGACUCAGAGCUCCUGUUGAUGACAUCGUUCUUAAAGCCGUGGAUCAGAUAAGACGUCAGGCAGAAGGCGUCUCUGAUGUGAUGAAUAUGUCCCCUGCAAUGUUCUCCAUCCUGAAUCAUGAGGGCUUCAAGAAAGCUGCCCAGGACAUUUCCCCUGACAUGAAACUCUCCUUUGACGAAGGAAACCAGAAGUUGACCAUCACAGGACUCCCUGCAGAGGUUUACCAGACUAAAUCAUGGAUCUUGGAGAAGAACAUGGGUAUGUGUAAAAAGCACCUGAAUAUCCCCCAACCUCUUCUAGACUUUCUAAAGACAGUGGAUCCAAUGGAGAUGUCGCAUCACCUGUUCACAUCCAGAGGCAUCGGUGCCAUCUACACCAUUGAGAGCAAAGGGUUACUUCUGUCGGGGAGUUCUGAGAGCGUCCUCGCUACGGCGGAGAGUAAGAUGAAGAUGGAUUUGGCCCAUAACAUUCUGGAUGUGGAAGACCAAGAAGUUCUGAAACUUCACCUUUGGGUGAAACUGAACCAACAGCUUCUGGACACCUACAACUCCUUAACGAAGAAGACCGUGGCCAUUCAGAUCCACCCAGAGAGGAGAGACAAAAUAGCGGUGGCCGGCUUCAUGAAUCAAGUGAAAGAGGUCAGCGGCAGUCUGAGGGAAUUCAUCAUGAACUACUCACGAGUUCAAGAAACCAUUCGCUUCAAGUCCUGCGCUGUUGUUCAGUUCAUUAACAAGAAGAAGUUUCAAGAUUGGUCCGGUAUUGCCAAAGAUAAUGAGGUAGAAGUCCUGUUUGAUUCAGAGAGGCCAAAGAUCACCCUUGCUGGGGCUCGUCUCCACGUACAGAAAGCCAAAAGCUGCUUCCAGGAGCUGACUAGUGCUCUCUCCACUGACAACUUCACCGUGGUUAAGCCUGGAGCGAAGAAGUACUUCCAGUCUGAAGGAAGCCUGUUCCUGUCUACAAUAAUGACGGAGUUCAACUGUGUGGUGUUGCUUUGUCCGGAGAAUCAAGAGGAGGAGGACGACGACGAGAACGCUGAGCAAGAAAACGGCCUUUGUUAUUGCAAAGUGAAGACUUCGAGUGGAGUUCUGGUUUCGGUCAGCAAGACAGACAUCUGCACUCUCGCCGUGGACGCGGUGGUCAACGCGGCCAACGAGGAUUUACAGCACAUCGGCGGCUUAGCUCUCGCGCUGCUCAAUGCUGCGGGACCGGAGCUGCAGAAAAUCAGUAACGACCACGUUGCCAGAUAUGGAAAGCUAAAACCAGGCGACGCCAUCGUAACGGGCGCAUGUCAGCUGCCUUGCAAGUACGUCGUGCAUGCUGUCGGUCCGCGGUUCUCCAACUUUGACAAGAAGCAGUCGGUGUUGCGACUGAAGCUGGCAGUUCGUCAAAGUCUGACACAAGCAGAGUUGAAGAAAUGCUCCACCAUCGCGCUGCCGGCGAUCAGCUCAGGGGUGUUUGGUUUCCCUGUCGACCUCUGUGCUGAGACCAUCGCUCAGGCAGUGAGGGAGUACUGCGACGGUCCGGGAGCUCAUAAAUCGCUGACUGAGAUUCAACUGGUGGACAACAACAAAAACGACGACAAGACGGUGAGAGCCCUGGCCAUGGCAGUCAACAAGGUGUUCAUGGACCUCGGACCUACUAUGACGGUACCACGGCCGGCAGCAGGAAGAGGCGCUGGGGCUUCAGGUGAAUAUCAGCCGGUUCAAGGUCAGAGCCAGUCCAACAGGGGCAGUUUGUCUGGUGCCAGAGGAGGAGGAGGAGCUGGAUUUGGUGGAGGUCAGAACCCCAGAGGACAAGCCAGCCAUGGAGGGAAUGGAGGGUCAGGGAGGAUGGAGCAGACCACCACUGAGGGUCUGAAGAUAAUUCUGCUGAAGGGCAACAUUCAGGACCAGACUACCGACGUCAUCGUCAACACCGUCUCAGAGGACGUGAACCUGAAUCAGGGAGCCGUGUCCAAAGCCCUCCUGCAGGAGGCCGGGUCCAGACUGCAGUCGGCUGUUCGGUCUGAAGCCGGGGCGUCCGCGCUGCCGUACGGCGACGUCGUCAUCACCGACGGAUUCAACCUCAAGUGUCUGAAAGUCUUUCACGCCGUCUGCCCGUUUUGGAACAACGGAGCCGGCCAGGCCGAGGAGGAGUUGGUGACCAUCAUCAGAUAUUGUCUGAAGCAGGCUGAGAGUCACCGGAUGACGUCGCUGUCCUUCCCGGCCAUCGGCACAGGAAACCUGAGCUUCCCCAGAGACGUGGUGUCCAGAGUCCUGCUGAAGGAGAUCCACUUAUUCAGCCACAGACAAACUCCUCGCCACCUGAGAGAGGUGGCCAUCGUCGUUCACCCGAGCGACGGCCAGACUGUGGAUUGUUUCACCAGGGAGUUCAGAGGUCAGACUGGUCCGAGGAACAUCCAACCUGAAGCUCGAGAGGUUAUGUCACCAGUUAGGCGAUCAGUGCCCCAAUCACAGCAGGCCUCAGCCUCUUUCGGCCCGGUGUCGUCCCCCACCCUCGGUGUUAACCGGAUGAAGAUGGGUCAGCUGACCCUCGAGGUGUCAACUGGAGACAUCACCAAGGAGGCCUGUGACGUCAUCAUCAACUCCUCCAAUCAGAACUUUACCCUUCAAUCAGGAGUAUCGAAGGCGAUCUUAGACAGCGCCGGAUUAACAGUUCAGAUGGAGUGCUCACAGAUCGUGAGUUCUCCGGGUUACAAGCCCGGCCCGUUCAUCUUGACGUCGGCCGGCCGGCUGCCCAGCACAAACAUCAUCCACAUCGUCGGCCAGAACGAUCCUGCAAAGAUCAGGGAACUGGUUUACUCGGUUCUGAAGCACUGCGAGGAGAACAAGCUCAGCUCCGUCGCCUUCCCAGCUCUGGGAACAGGUCAGGGAGGGGUCAACCCGUCGGCGGUGGCGGACAGCAUGGUGGAAGCCGUGGUGGACUUUGUGAGGAAGAAGCGCCCGAGGUUUGUUCUCAGUGUGAAGAUCCUGAUCUUCCAACCGGUCAUGAUGACGGAGUUUCUCAAGAGCAUGAAGAAGAGAGAGGGAGAGGAGGUGGAGGAGAAGACCACUUUCACCAAGUUUAAAGAAAGCUUCACGUCGUUUUUUGGAUUUGGGGACGAGCGACCUGCUACUGACAGCCUGGUUCUGGAGAGAGAGGAGUUUGAGCCCACGGUGUUUCAGCUGUGUGCCGACAACAAAAUGGCCGUGAGUCAGGCUAAGGAAAAGAUCCAGGAGCUGAUUGUGAGGGAGCAGGCGGAGAGAACCAUCACGGACAAAUACAUCGGGAAGCUGCUGCAGGCCGACAUGGACCAGCUGAGGGCCCUGCAGAGGCAACUGACGGUCAGCAUCCGUCUGAACCGAGGGCAGGAGGACCAGGAGCCCAACAUCCACCUGGAGGGUCUGACCAGAGACGUCUUCACCGCCGAGUCUGCAGUGAGGGAAAUCAUCCACAAGGUGGAAAGGUCGGAGAACCUGAAGAGCAAAGCCCUGCUGCUGAGCGAACUGGUGGAGUGGCAGUAUGUGGGCCAAAACGGCGCGAUGGUGACCUUUGACAUUUACACCAACCUGGAGCUGGAGGAAGCUCUGUGCAACAAACAAAAGAGUAUGAAGAUCAGGAUGAACAACGAAAAGUAUGACGCUCAAGUAAUGAGUAGAAAAGCAGUGUCAGCGAACGGGCGUAGAGAGGUGGAGCUACUGAGAAAAGAGGUGAAAGAUGACACUGCCCUGCCGUCACAUUGGGGCGACAUGAAAGGAGACCUCCUCAAGCUGUUUCCUCUGGAUGUGAAAUCCAAGGGAUACAAAGAAGUGGAGACAGAACUAACAAAGACCGGUCUGGCCGCCAACAUCAUCAGCAUUGAACGCGUCCAGAACACGACGCUGUGGCAGAGCUACCAGCUGAUGAAGAAACAGAUGGAGGUGAAGAACAAACACACAAACAACGAGAGGAUGCUGUUCCACGGCACCGCGGCCGACUCCAUCAACCUCAUCAACAAACAGGGCUUCAACCGCAGCUACGCAGGAAUACACGGUGCGAUGUUUGGAAACGGCUCCUACUUUGCGGUGGACCCGGUCUACUCAGCUCAGGGAUACGCUAAACCCGACGCCAGCGGCCACAAGCGCGUCUACCUGUCCCGGGUCCUGGUGGGAGACUUCACCAAAGGAAAACCUGGUCUGAUCACGCCGCCCUCCAAGAACUCCGCGAGCGCUGCAGACCUGUACGACAGCGUAGCAGAUCAAAGCGGAACUCCAACCAUGUUUGUAGUCUUCAAUGACAUCCAGGCUUACCCCGAGUACCUGAUCACCUUCACCUGAACUCCCACAGUCACAUUAUGAUAAAACAUAACCCUCUAUUAUGUGUGUUCUAGUUUAAAAUCAUAGUCUACUUAAUGAUUUAAUAUAUCACGUUUCCUGAUGGGGUAAUUUCCAUUUUCUUGAUUUGGUUCACAAACACUAACUGAAUAAAUAAUAAUAAAAACACUGUAUCUGUGUGUUAUGAGAUUAAAGUUAGUUUCAAAAUUAUGAUUUUUCUCUUUCUGAAAAUUUUAACUUUGAAUUUUUUUGUUUUUGAAUGUGGUCUAAAAAUGCUGUUUAUUAAAGGAACACUGCUACAAUUUGGGAAA
Molecule: messenger RNA, 5961 nt
Organism: Anoplopoma fimbria (sablefish)
Lineage: Eukaryota; Metazoa; Chordata; Actinopteri; Perciformes; Anoplopomatidae
Product: protein mono-ADP-ribosyltransferase PARP14-like
Exons: 23
Coding region: 77-5653 (1858 amino acids)
Biological process (GO): negative regulation of gene expression
Cellular component (GO): nucleus; cytoplasm
Molecular function (GO): transcription corepressor activity; NAD+ poly-ADP-ribosyltransferase activity
Source: RefSeq, a predicted model, not a curated record